AAGUUUCUCUUCCUCACCCAUCAUUCUUCGUCCCACGCCUCGUACUAUCCAUCUACACUCUUUCCCUACUCCUUCAGCUUUGGAUUUCCCAUGACAUUUCAACCAAACAAUGUUUACGAACCAUGGCGUUUCGAAUAUGUAUCGUAUAAACUGAUCAAGCAUAAUAUUACCCAGCAAGUUCACAAUCACGGUUGGCUCGACCGAGACGAAUCCAGCUUUACGGCGUUGCUUUGGCACGAAGCCGAAAAAGUCGAUCGAUUUAUUACACAGAAACAGCGCGAAAUUGAAUCAACGCUUGCCCAUUGCCGCCGUCGUAUCGAGCAGCACCACAGCAACAACCAUACCAGGGAGACGCUUCGCGACGUUUACUGCGAGCUCCAAGCAUUAUGCGAUUUUGCACGGCACAACUCUUUGGCACUGGAGAGCUUGAUCAACUAUCACGACGAGAUCACAGAGCGCAACCAGAGACCACUGCUCGUCGAUAUUAUACGGAAAAGACCCUUGGGACGCCAACAAUUCGACUUGACGUUGAUAGAGGUUUCAAAGCUCAUGGAUACCGUUACCGAGCAACAAGAAGAGCAAGUAUAUCAACAGCAGCAGCCUACAGCAGUACAUUUCUGGGUCCAUCGAGAUAAUAUCAAUCAGGUUCUGGCCGUGUUACACUUCCAUCUAUCGUCCAGCAUCAGCCGGCCGACGGUCACAUAUUUGGACAAUUCACGAUACGAGUUAUAUCAAGGUCGACUUGAGCGCGACGAAGGAGCAGAAGAGAUUCGGCUAAAGCAUUUUACUAGUGCUGCCAAGGAUGUCUUUGUGGAACGUGAAACAUACCACGCACCGUGGCUGAAUAGCCAAUCUGUCACUGACGGCUUCCGACUAGACUCACCAGACAAGGCCGACCAAUUCUUGUCGUCUCAAUACACCGCCGACGAAUGUGUCCGAGAUUUAUGUACCACUGAUGCCGAGCGCCACACAUUGGGAUUCAUUGCGUCAGGGAUUCAACAGUCCAUUAACGACAAAAAUUUGCGACCGACGAUGCGCAUGACCAGUGAACGAGCCGUGUUUCAAAAUCAAGUCUUAUUUGACACAAAUAUCGUUUUUAUCGGCGACCAUACCUACGAGAUGCCACACGCUGUUCUGCAGACCACUUUGACUGGCAACAGUGAGCAGCAACACCAGCAGGAGCCGUGGCUUAAACAGCUACUUGACGAUGGCUUGGUGUAUGAAGUACCCUGUUUCUCAUUGUUUUUGCAUGGCAUGGCAUGUAUGUGGCCUGAAAGCAUUCCAUGGCUACCGUGGUGGAUGGACGAGCUUGAUAUUGAUAUUCGCGAUUCCCGCCAGCCCAAGGGGUUCAAGUCUGCAAGCCAGUAUGCUCAUUCAAGGAGUCUUAGACCAAAGGAGGAGCCUCUUGGAUAUCUCAAUCAUGAGCUCGAGUAUCCUCGGCUUCCGUUGCAUGAACGACCUGCCAUGAAGCAAGAAACGUUCCCUGCUCGUCAUGAAGCUAUCAAUAUCGACAGGGACUAUUUCAGCGAUCCAGUAUGGCAACAGCAUCAAGAUCAAUUUUCUUCAUACGACAACAACGACAACAAUGACUAUGACGAUGCUGAGCAAUAUCAGCGACCGCAACGGCAGAUGGGAUGGAGAAAUCAACGACAGCAACAAGAAGACGAUCAAGAAGGCCAGACAUUGCUUGGUAGCGGCGACGAGAACAAUCGCGAAGAACAAUCGAGCAAUAAAAAGAAAAAGAACAAAAAGCAAAAGAAUCCCAUGCUCGAACCGAAAGUGUUCUUUGCAAACGAACGAACAUUCAUCCAUUGGCUACAGUUCUCUGCAUUGAUUCUCGUUUCAGCGCUGACGCUUCUUAACUUCGGCGACAGGAUCAGUACCAUUGCCGGCGGUGUCUUUUUUGGUAUUUCAAUGGCUAUUGCUCUUUACGCCUUUGGGCGGUAUCGAUGGCGAGCGUAUCAGAUCAAAACUCGGCCGCAAAUACGAUACGAUGACAUUUAUGGGCCAAUUGGGCUGUGUACACUGCUUGUUGGCGCGGUGAUUUUAAACUUUAUUCUACGGUACCAGCAUCCAAGCCCAAGUGAUUCGUGGCUAGGAAUCAACAAUGGUACCCGGCAACAGCAUCUCCAGCAAUAAGAAGGACUGUAAAUCAUCAUUUUUUAGUACUUUCAUUAUUAUAUAAUUAUUAUUAGAUUCUUUAUUGGCCGUUUCCAUGUAUGUUAUGUUUUGUAAAGAAACAUUCUGUAGUUGCUAGUUGUUCUACGUGUGUUACAAACAUGAAAAAUGUUCCACACCACCCCAGUAUAUUUAGUGCAAAGUUCUAAAGUUAAAAGCGAUCGUCGUUAAAAUUAGAAUAACCGGAGUUGGGAGAAAGAUAGGUCGUGUGUGAUGAAAUAGAUCAGAGAGUGUGACAACAGGACAGUAUGUAUCUUUUCAUGAUCUGUAAAUGAAAUAAUGCUUCGCACCGGGUAAAAAU
This is a messenger RNA of Zychaea mexicana, 2479 nucleotides long. Its product is annotated as VTC domain-containing protein. The coding region runs from base 91 to 2139 and encodes 682 amino acids. The record is from RefSeq and is a predicted model, not a curated record. Lineage: Eukaryota; Fungi; Mucoromycota; Mucoromycetes; Mucorales; Lichtheimiaceae. The transcript is spliced from 2 exons.